AUGGGCUCACGUCUUCGCUCCAAGAUGGGGCGCGUCUGCAGUGCCAUCAUUGGUGUGCACUUCGCCAUGACCUCCUCUCUCUUUCUUUCCUCAGCCUUUGCUCACGACACCGCGUUUGAGCAGCACUGGAACUAUAGUAAGCCCACCCUGCGAAAGCGGGUGCACUACUUUGAUUUCUGGAGAUCUGCCUUUUACUCCCCUGUGCUCUCGAAAGAGGAGCGUGAGUGCCUCGACGUGUGGAUGAGUAUUCUAGCGCUUCGUUCACCGAUGUUCGCCACGGUUCAACUCUCUCCCAAGGCGGUGCUGCAGGACUCGAUGGCGAUAUUGCAGGGCAUUAGCGAGCUGCGUGAUGGCGUCUACCUUCUCGAGAAGUUGCCGAUCCGUGUGGAGCCGUACCUGCAAGAGAUUCGCCGCGAGCCCCAGGGCAGCGUUGUUUUUUUGCAUGGAAAAACGCGCACCGACAUCCGCCUUGCCGUUCCCUUCACCAGCUAUUCCAUCCCGCUAUGCCUCUUUCCCGCCUCCUUUACUUUGCAGCUCGAGCGCACCCCCACGAACGGGCACAUGCACAUCACCAUGGUGGAGCAUCGCUGGUUUAGUGGCUUGAUCUGGUCCCACCAGACUAACUCCGUGGCAUCUCCGUGGGGGGAUGUAGGGGAUUUAUGUCGCCGCUACAACGGCUUUUUGUGGUCGCUUAUGGUAACCAAGAAGAUCUCUCUUGAUGAGCGGCGGCGCGCACUCGCCACGAGGGCGGCGGAGAUAGAGGCUGAUCUGAAGAAGCAACAGGAACAGCAGAUCAACCUGUGA
Leishmania braziliensis MHOM/BR/75/M2904 is the source of this 804-nucleotide messenger RNA. RefSeq lists its product as hypothetical. The transcript has a single exon. The coding region runs from base 1 to 804 and encodes 267 amino acids. The record is from RefSeq and is a predicted model, not a curated record. NCBI's taxonomy places the organism in Eukaryota, Euglenozoa, Kinetoplastea, Trypanosomatida, Trypanosomatidae.